UUUAUUCUAUAGUCUAUAGUCGGCCACUGGGAGCUUUGCCGCUCGUGUGAUUUUUUUGGGAUAUUUUCGCGCCUCCUUUAGUAAAUAUAUGUUAUAAUUAAAUUUUAUAUGCCUAACAUUCCAACAUGGGUGCCUAUUUGUCUGAACCUGUAACUGAAAAAGUAUCUAGCGAUGAAGCCAACGAUAAAUUAGAGUGCGGCGCAAGCUCCAUGCAGGGAUGGCGUGUCAAUCAAGAGGAUGCUCACAAUACAAUCCUAGACUUCGAUGUGAAUACAUCUUUGUUCGCCGUGUACGACGGUCACGGAGGCGCCGAAGUAGCCACAUACUGCUCUCAGAACCUCCCUAAUUAUAUAAAGAACACAGAGGCAUACAAAAGUGGAGAACUUAUAAAGGCUUUAGAAGAUGCAUUCUUGGGAUUUGAUGCUACCAUUGCAAGCAAAGAGGUUAUGGACAUACUAAAAGAACUAGCAGGUGAAAUAAAUCCACCAGGGCCUAGUGACAAUGAGGACUCAGAAGAUGAUAAUGUUAGCAAUUUAUAUCAAGAGGCUCGGCUACCAUUACAGGAGGUUUUGGCUAAGUACGAGAAUAAGUUGAGCACCCUACAUCGCACACGGCUUGGUGACACUGCCACUCCACUUUCACCAUGCUUGCGGGCAAAGAAGAGUGCUGAAGAGGCUGGCUGCUCAGGUGCAGGUGCAUCUAGUUCGAGUUCCGGGAUCGCGUUCGCUGCUGGUUCCAGCUCCGAGUUGGGCGGCGCCGGCGCAUCCUCCAGCAACAACGGCGUCUGUGACGAAACACCGGACGAAGACGCUGGCGGUGUGUCCUCUACUAACUCCAAUGAGGAGGACAAAGACUUGAAUGGAGAGUCAUUUUAUCACAAGGUCUCAACCAGCGAGCCUGCUGAGAAAGCAAAUGAUGCAGCAAUGGAGGUAGAUAAGCCAAAUUCCACGGCCCCAGACAGUUCAGAAGACAACUGUCUCGAACCGGAGCAGAGCGAGAGCGUCAAGCCCGCUGGCAACGGUGCAGGCGACGUGUGCAACGGAGAGGUCACAGACUCCAAGCAAGUAGACAGUCAGGAGAGCAACAUCACUUCUUCCAAUGGCUCAGCAACCCCAGUCAAAUCGGGAAAAGCUAAAGAUAAAACAUCGCCAGUAUCAAGUUCAGACAAAGCAGUCCCAGAGAGACCCAAGAAGACUAAGCUGCGUCGAGUUGCCGCCGAGGUGUACCAGUCGUUGUUGCGGCAGGCGGCUGCGGAGGACGACGAUGACGACAGCGACUCCAACGAUGAGACCUUCGAGGGGGGAGAAUUGAAUGACAGCUCGGAUGAGGAGAAUGGAGAUGGAGUCGAUGACUCUUCUAACGAUGGUGAGGCAGAGGAGGAAGAAGAGGAAGAGGAAUGCGACUCCAGCGACGAGGAUGGAGAUGAGCUCAGUCUGACGGAGGAGCCUGGCAACGACAGCGGCUGCACCGCCGUCGUCGCACUGCUCAAAGGCAAUGAGUUGUAUGUAGCGAAUGCGGGAGAUUCGCGCUGCAUCAUCUGCAGAGAUGGCAAGGCUAUUGAUAUGUCAAUAGAUCACAAACCCGAGGAUACCCCAGAGCUCGAGCGAAUAACGAAAGCUGGCGGGAAAGUAUCCAAUGACGGCAGAAUCAACGGUGGCCUUAAUUUGUCUCGAGCGAUCGGGGACCAUUCCUAUAAACAAAAUAAGGAUUUAGAUGCUAAGGAGCAAAUGAUCACAGCACUGCCAGAUGUGAAAACUUUAACGAUUGACCCAGUCAAAGAUCAGUUCAUGGUGCUAGCUUGCGACGGAAUAUGGAACUUUAUGUCUAGUCAAGACGUGUGCGAUUUCAUUUUGCCGAAAUUGGCAGAGGGCAGGGAGAGGUUAUCUCAGAUCUGUGAAGAGAUGUUUGACCACUGCUUGGCGCCGAGCACGAUGGGCGACGGCACGGGGUGUGACAACAUGACCGCUAUCAUCGUGCGGUUCAAGGACGGGCUCAUCGCCGAUGUGGGACAGCUCAGCAACGUGGAGGUGUCGAAAAAACGCGUGGCCGAGGAGGAACCCAGCUCAGAAGAACAACAAGAUUCCAAAAGGCAAAAGGUUGAUGAUCCUCUUUCAAGUUCAGUAGUGACUUCCAGUGUUUAAUCUUAAGGAUAAUGCAAGACAGUGUUCAAGCCACAUUUAGUAUUGUGAAUGUUUGGUAGAGACUUAAUUUAUUUUUUAAAAAAGGUCGAAUUGGCAUUCAGUUUAUUUCAAGAGUAGCUAGUUCUAUUACGUAUAAAUUGAGCGAAUCCCAUUUUUGUACUUCCCUGUUUGAUACGCGUUUGAUACGUUCGGAUAUACUAAGUCGAUUUGCCUUAUUUUGGGGCCUGUUAACCCAUGUAGUAUGUUUUACUGUGUUAAGAUUAAGUAAUUACAUUUUAAACACUCAAUUACUAGACGAGUAGGCGUGCCCGUACGGCAAGAGUUAGUAAUUAAUUUACACUUUACGUAGUUUCGGGACUAGCGAUUGAGAUCGGCAGUAUAACAUAACUAGAAUUUAAUUCACGGUGCAUUGUCAAAUUGUACUCGUAUUGGUACUGCUCAGGAACUACAGGCAUUUAUAGAGUGCUUUCAAAUAAACCAUAUGCCUCUUGAAUAUGAUCACUUACAUGGGAUACUUACUUCUUGAUGUGUCAUGUUUUAUAUCUUUUGGGUGAUAUAUUGAUAAGUUUGUAGUAACCGGAUUGUAUUUUAGAAGAUAUAUCACAUGACACGUCAAGUGCGACUUAUGAGGGGAGAAGGUUUGCUCCUUAUAUGAUAAUAAAUUUCAGAACUGAUUUGUUGUCUAGCGACUAGUUUGUAAGCUGUAAGUGUAAGUUACGGAAUUUAAGUUAUAAAAUCUUCAAUACAUUUUGAAUUCCAUAUCCCUGCAACCUAGGUAAUUAAAUGAAAGCAUUUUUUUGUUUGCUAGAGGAGGCAUUUUUUUUAAUUGUGACUUUUUAGUUUUAAUUAUAUUUUCCGUUGCCUGAUAGGGUUACCCAUUGGAAAAUAGGGGUAAUAAGAGGUGUACAAUCUUAUUUUGUGUUGACUUUGAAAACAUACAAUUUAUAGUGUGUUGUAAGCAUAACAGGUGACAUUUUAUUACUAAUCUCAACUUAAUUUCUGACUUAAUUAAUGUGUAUGUGUCUACAGUUUACAUGUUACAUUUUAAGUACUGGAAGACCAAAAAUCAAAACUUACUUAUUUUUUGAUAGCGAGACGGAAACCCUCGCCAAGUUGGUUUUUUAUUUAAAUAGUACCUUAUAUUAUGAUGUGCCAGUGGAUAUAGAUAAAAUUUUGGUUGUAUUUGGUGAUUGGUAUAGACCUCGACAAUUUGGCAUAUUCCUAAAACAAUCGGAAACGUGAAGAAAUGUAUAAAAUUCAGUAAUUUAUGUAUGUUAAACCCUAGUAAUAGUUAUAUUUU
Pectinophora gossypiella (pink bollworm) is the source of this 3441-nucleotide messenger RNA. RefSeq lists its product as uncharacterized. Bases 126 to 2141 code for a protein of 671 amino acids. NCBI's taxonomy places the organism in Eukaryota, Metazoa, Arthropoda, Insecta, Lepidoptera, Gelechiidae. The transcript is spliced from 10 exons. Gene Ontology annotation, molecular function: protein serine/threonine phosphatase activity; cation binding. The record is from RefSeq and is a predicted model, not a curated record. Gene Ontology annotation, biological process: protein dephosphorylation.